AUGAUGAUCAGUCCCAACAGCAAAAGGGUUUUCCUCACCAUUUUCAUCUCUCUACUCUCUCUCAUCUCCCUCCUCACAACCCAAACGCGCCCUUCGUCAGCUCUACACGUGGCGGCUGCCAAGAGAGCCGAUCGGCGGCCGGUCGGUCUCCACCGGAGCAAAAAACGGGCGAGGCUCGUUUGGCACGAGAAGAGAGCGAACAAGGGUUUUGAUUAUAACCGCCGUUUUUCGGCCAUGCUUCCAAAGGGUUACGUGCCGCCUUCUGAUUCGUCGCCUUGCCACAACCUCUACCCUAAUUCGGUCGCCUUCUUUUGUCAUCUUUCUUCGCCCAAGGUGCGUGGGCCGUAG
This is a messenger RNA of Striga hermonthica, 348 nucleotides long. The record is from the annotation of a GenBank genome assembly. Lineage: Eukaryota; Viridiplantae; Streptophyta; Magnoliopsida; Lamiales; Orobanchaceae.